Molecule: messenger RNA, 1880 nt
Organism: Manis javanica (Malayan pangolin)
Lineage: Eukaryota; Metazoa; Chordata; Mammalia; Pholidota; Manidae
Gene: TMCO6
Product: transmembrane and coiled-coil domains 6
Molecular function (GO): protein binding
Source: RefSeq, a predicted model, not a curated record
UGUCCUGCACUGAGGCUGCGCGGUGCCUACCUUCCUCUAAGCUCUGGCCUGCUUCCCUGGCUCUGCUCCGAGCGCGUUUUCCCAGCCCCACCAUGUGGAGCCGACUGCAGGGCCGCCUCCGGCCGGUGGGCUGUGGGGUGGAGGAGCUACGGCGUCGCCGGCGAGAGCGGGAAGCAGCACUGCGGAUUGCGCGGAGGGAGCAGCAGCUGGUCAGCAAGAGGCUGCUGAGAGAUGUCACCCCGGAGGAAGCUGAAGAGGGAUAUGUGAUUGGGAUCCUCGGGGAAGCCGAGAUCCAGCAAUUCCUGCAGUUAGCCAAGCGGGGGACAGAGGAAAAGGAGAGACAGAGGGCUCUGGUCCGCCUUCGUCGGGGCUUACAGCACCCUGAGACGCAGCAGAUCUUCAUCUGGUCAGUGCUGGAGGGCAGCAUGCAGACCCUGGUCGGACUCCUGACCAGCAGCCAGGCCCUGCUGCAGCUCGAGGCGGCUCGGUGCCUUCACGAGCUCUCUCACUCGGAACAGUCUGCGGUAGCUGAGGCCUGCCUGCCAGCCACGUCCUACCUUCUGACCUACCUCUCCAGUCACAGCUCAGACUUUAUAGAACUCUGUCUGUAUACACUGGGAAACCUGAUCGUGGAAAGUGAAGCUGUGAGAAGGCAGCUGCUGCCACAGGGCAUUGUUCCAGCCUUGGCUGCAUGCAUCCAUUCCCCACAUCUGACUGUGCUGGAAGCCCUUGGAUAUGCCUUGUCCCAGCUUCUGCAGGCUAAGGAAGCUCCUGACAUGAUCAUCCCCACUUCUUUUGCUGGCAGCUCUGUCCUGGGCUCCCCUCUCCCCCAGCACAUGCUGCGACUGUUGCAACCUGGUCCAAAGCUGACCCUUGGGGUUGCUGUGGAGUUUGCCUGGUGCCUUCACUACAUCAUCUGCAGCCAGGUCAAUAACACCCUGCUCAUCACCCAUGGGGCUUUGUCCACUCUGGGGCUACUGCUGUUGGACGUUGCUGGGGCUGUCCAGAGAACCGAGGAUGCAGGACUGGAGCUGGUUGCAUGCCCUGUGCUUCGGUGUCUAAGCAACUUGCUAACGGAGGCAGCAGCAGAGGCUGUGGAAGAGCAAAUGCAGCUCGGAGAUGAGCGUGUCAUGGCAGCCUUAUUUAUCCUUCUGCAGUUUUUCCUGCAGAAACAGCCCAGCCUGCUUCCGGAGGGCCUCUGGCUCCUUAACAACCUCACUGCAAACAGUCCCGGUUUCUGUACCUCCUUGCUCUCCCUGGAUCUGAUUGAGCCCCUCUUGCAGUUGUUGCCAGUAUCUAAUGUGGUCAGCGCGUUGGUGCUCACAGUUCUGUGCAACGUUGCAGAGAAGGGUCCUGCUUACUGCCAGCAUCUGUGGCCAGGGCCCCUGCUCUCCUCUUUGCUGGGCAUGCUGGCCUUGUCCGACACUGAAGUUGUAGGCCAGAGUUUGGAACUGUUGCAACUGCUGUUCCUCUAUCGGCCAGAGGCUGCCCGGGCCUUCCUGCAGGAAUCAGGGCUGCAGGCCCUGGGAAGGCAUGAGGCAGCGGCACAGCUACAGGAUCGUGUGCAUGCUCUCCAGCAGACAGCUCUUCAUGGGUGACGUGGCUUCUCAGUGUCACUCACACCACUCUGCACCCCUGCCCCCUCCCCCCAAGUGGGGGCUUCCUUGCUCACAGAGCCCCUUUUGGGGGUUUAGAACCAUAAUGUCGUCUCAUGCUCUCUGCUCCCACACCUAAGCCUAAGCCAAAACCUUUGGACCCCAGCUCCUCUUCUUUCACCCAGUGUGGUCCAGGCAGGAGGACCAGAGGGAACUUGAUAUUGUCGCAUUCAUAUGGGGCCCUGGAAUCCCCUUUUUUUGCUCCAGCAGCUGGUGGCUUUUGAU